ACAGAGCGAAGACUCUCUAAGGAGGCACUUAGACAUUUUUACAAAUUCAGAGCUUCAAACUUUUACAUUCUCCGGAGUUUUGUCACUGAAAUUACCUUCGUGAUUGAAAACUUGGGUCACGCUCAAGAUAUCAGCUUCACCCAGGACCCGACUGAAAAGGAAGACAAUGAAGAUAUAAUUGGUGAUUAUUUUAUAGUUGAAAGCACAUUAAAUGCUCUUAUGAUGGACACCCAGACACAUGGAACAGAGAGUACCAAGGGUGAUGUUUUUAUCAAUCAGGCCAACAAAGAUGAAUCCAGCUCUAGGAUGGAAGGUUUUAUAAAGGAUGAAUUCAACUGUGUAUUAAAUGCGAAGGAACUGUCUGAAGGACAAGUUGAUGCUGGAGGAGGUUCGUUAGGAAAUAAACAGAAUCCUGCUCAUAUUGGAGGUGGAAAUUUGACAGUCUUGAAACAAAAAGAGAAAGAACUCUUUGAUGAAGUAACUGCAAAGACUUCAGUACUAGAGCAUCUUAAACGAGAAUUGGAACUGAUGAAGGAAGCAGCUGAAAUGGUAUUUAAUAACCAACACUCUGUUGACUUCUAUGUUGACCAGUUGAAUGAACAAGUACAAGCUAAAAGGGAUUACCUUUUGACUUUGGAGUCUGAGUGGAACACUGCAAGAAAACCUCUGGAGGAGAGAAAGAGAAGUCUUGAGGAGUCUCUCUAUUCAAACAAUCCAGAUGCACUAGAAGUGCUUCAAAAGAUAAGAGAAGUGCAGCAGGAAGAGGAGUUCAUUUCAUCUGAAAUUAUGAAGAGUUAUGAAAAUUUGAAACUUUCUGCAGAUCUUGAGAAGCAGCAGAAAGCAGCAUCCAGGAAAUCCUAUACUGACAGGAUAAAGGAGAUUACAAAAAAUACCCGGAAACAAGACGCGGAUAUUGAGCGUAUCUUGAAAGAUACUCGGGAGAUUCAACUGGAGAGUAAUUCUAUCCGAGAACGCUUGCAUCGAACAUAUGCUGUUGCGGAUGAAAUUGUUUUUAGGGAAGCAAAGAAGGAUCCAACAGGGCUGCAGGUUUAUAGGCUCCUGGUUAGCAUCCACAAAGGUUUUGAACAAAUAUCUGAGAAAAUUCUGGCAACUGAUAGAGUUAAAAGAGAAGUGGCUGAGUAUGAAAUGAAGCUGGCAACUGCGGAUUCCAAUAGCUUGGAUUUGAGUGAACUAAAAACUAAUCUUGAUACCAUUAUCAGGGAAAAGGAACAGCCUAAAUAACAUUUGCAGUUAAGUGAAGGUGUUUCAGAAACACAUUUUAAACUGGCUGCCCCAAGCUUUUCUUGAGAUUGGUAGUAGAGAAAAUGAAUACCUUGGAGAAUAGUUACAGGUUAAGGGACAUGACAAGUCGCUGGGAACAGCCAUUUCUAAUUGUCAAUUACCAUUUUUUCAUGUUUUUUAUUGCAAUGUUUUGCAUAGGAAUGCUUUAAUUUUUGGUUUGAAUGCUUGAGGGCUUUAUUCAUACUUGUUUUGUCCAUUGUGUGAUACUACUUGUACUCAAAUUUUUAUUCUUAUCAUCAUGCAUUGAAGAAUAAAGAUUUGUUUGUUUACUUUGAAUAAUGAAAAUUCAACUCUAAUGUUU
Vigna umbellata (rice bean) is the source of this 1603-nucleotide messenger RNA. The record is from RefSeq and is a predicted model, not a curated record. Lineage: Eukaryota; Viridiplantae; Streptophyta; Magnoliopsida; Fabales; Fabaceae.